CCCCCAAUCUGAUUAUUGAUCCGAUACUCUGGUUACCCAUGACACACAGUGAGCGUAGUCGAACUAUUCGAUGGCGUCCUGGUUAACUACCCGGAGGAAUAUCUAAGGCCUGUCCAUAUCAUCCUUAUGUACAUUUUUAGUCGAUCACACGCCAUUGAAUGCUUGUACAUGCACACUCGUUUAUUCUUGCUACGAUCAAUAAACAGAUCCCCUAUCCUUUCUUUAAAAUCAUCU
Cokeromyces recurvatus is the source of this 234-nucleotide messenger RNA. RefSeq lists its product as uncharacterized. The transcript has a single exon. The record is from RefSeq and is a predicted model, not a curated record. NCBI's taxonomy places the organism in Eukaryota, Fungi, Mucoromycota, Mucoromycetes, Mucorales, Mucoraceae. The annotation marks the transcript as partial.